Messenger RNA from Letharia columbiana, 267 nucleotides. RefSeq lists its product as uncharacterized. The coding region runs from base 1 to 267 and encodes 88 amino acids. The transcript has 4 exons. NCBI's taxonomy places the organism in Eukaryota, Fungi, Ascomycota, Lecanoromycetes, Lecanorales, Parmeliaceae. The record is from RefSeq and is a predicted model, not a curated record.
AUGCCUACGCCACUCGACAGAGCGAUGCAGUCGCGCAACGCAUUUUUUGCGUUCGCUGGUAUAGUUACCGCAGUAUCAGCAUGGUCAAUUUGGGGCGGCGAGAUGUUCCCCGGAGAGAAAGACCCAGUUGGAGAUCCAUCAAAGUGGGCAGACUCAGAGCUCAAGCGGUGGUUGGAAGUGAGGGGACUGCUUCCUGAUAAGAAAGCCACCAGAGAGGACCUUCUGGAGCGAGUGAAGGCGAACAUGAGGCCACAACCGCGGAGUUGA